Molecule: messenger RNA, 1660 nt
Organism: Myxocyprinus asiaticus (Chinese sucker)
Lineage: Eukaryota; Metazoa; Chordata; Actinopteri; Cypriniformes; Catostomidae
Product: keratin, type I cytoskeletal 47 kDa-like
Exons: 9
Coding region: 33-1382 (449 amino acids)
Molecular function (GO): structural molecule activity
Source: RefSeq, a predicted model, not a curated record
CUGAUUCAACAGUCUUCUCACCUUGACAAACCAUGUCAGUCAUUCGCAGCAGUAAGACCUUUAGCACACAAAGUGCAUUCGGGUCAUCUAGCCUGGGUUCCUCUGCUGGAAUGGUCAUUAAUGGAUUGGGGAGUUCAGGUGUCUCUUUGUCUUUUGCUGGACAGAAGUAUGGAAGCUCAGGGGGCAAUGGUGUCCGCAUCUCCAGAUCUAUGUCCACUUCGUCCUUGGUGAUGCCUGCUUACGAGGUCACACUGUAUGCCAAUGAGAAACAGACAAUGCAGAAUCUUAAUGACCGCCUGGCAUCUUAUUUGGAGCGGGUGCGCACUUUGGAGCACGCCAACAUGAAACUGGAGCUACAAAUUAAGGAGUUUCAUGACAACAAGAACCCACUGAAGAGCAAAGACAUGAGCGGUUAUUUUGUAACCAUCUCAGAGCUUUGUACACAGAUUCAUCACUGUAUAGUGCAGAACGCUGAUCUCCGUCUAAAGCUGGACAAUACCAGGAUUGCAGCUGAUAAUUUCCAGAUAAAGUAUGAAACUGAGAUGAACUUGCAUAUGGUUGUGGAUGCAGAUUUGUUGCGAUUACAGGGGGUAAUUGGAGAGAUUAAACUUUCUGUUGGAGACUUGGAGAACCAGCUCACUGGACUGAAGGAUGAGCUGCUGUACAUCAAGAAGAACCAUGAAGAGAACCUGCAUUUGUUGCGUGAACAGCAAUCUGGCUCGGUUAACGUGGAGAUCGACUGCACAGCUCGAUCAGACCUUGACAAGGAGCUGCAGGAGAUGAGAGCUCAGUAUGAGACCCUUAUUGAAAAAAAACGCAGGGAGGCUGAAGAAUGGUUCCACAGCAAGGCAGAGGUUUUGCAGACUCAAGUGACCACCAGCUGCACUGAAAUCAAGACAUCUCAAACCGAACUUACUGAUCUCAAGAGAACAUUCCAGAGCCUCGAGAUAGAACUACAAGGGCUUCUCAAAAUGAAGCAUCAGCUGGAGCAAAGUGUGACUGAUGUGGGCUUGUGCUAUGCGGCCCAGCUGAGUCAGCUGCAGUUGCGCAUAGACUACCUAGAGGAGGAGCUACAGAAACUCAAUGCCAACAUGCAGUAUCAGGCCUCAGAGUACCAGCUGCUGCUGGACAUCAAGAUGAGGCUGGAAAUGGAGAUCGCUGAAUACAGGAGGCUGCUGGAUGGAGAAGCGCGAGCGACUGUCAUAAACACGUCUGAAUCUUCAGUGACUUCAACAGAGACAGUGACCAAAACAGUGGAGAUAAAGGAAGAGGAAGAGCAUAACCCUCAUGUCCAGCGCAGAGUGAAGGUCAUUGUGGAGGAGCUUGUGGAUGGUCAAGUCGUGUCCACUUCUGUUGAUGAGAAACUCCAAGAAGUCAACUAAGAAGAUAAUCCAACAACAAAACACAUGCAAAGAUGUUUUUUAGGCUAUUCAAUGGCUUUUCAGCUAUUUUUUACAGUAAAACAUAAUGCACAAAGUAAUUCAUGAAAUAGCAAAAAUGUAUAAAUAUCAAGGUAACAUAUAUAAAUAUCAAACCAUUAUUUUAUAUAAAUAUCAAACCAUUGUUUUAGCCAACAGACUGGCUAGUGUUAUUAAUAAGUUGUAUACAUUUCCAACAUAUACAGAUGUGAUGACAACUUACCCAAUAAAAAAACGUGACA